AUGGAUCUCCUCUUGGUUCCUGCUGUUGCCCUUGUAGUGGAAAUCCUGCAGCUUGUUCCACAGGACUUUUUCCUUUACAUGCUCCAGCAGGUCUCAGGUUGGGUGGAUAUUGGGGUGAUCAGGGUUGUCAGCCCACCAGCUCUCCUGGUCCUCACCACCAGAGUGGCGUGUUUGACCCAAGUAGCUGCUAAUUAUCUUAUUAGCCAAAGGAAGCAAAACGAUGGGGGCACAGCUCAUGGCAGCAUUGUUCCUUAUCAGGCUUUCAAAACCAAGGAUGGCUAUCUUGUAAUUGGAGCAGGAAAUAACCAACAGUUUGCUGUUGUAUGCAAGAUCUUGAAUUUGCCUGAGUUGAUUGAUGAUUCCAAGUACAAAACAAACCAUCUUCGGGUGCAGAAUAGAAAAGAACUUGUUAAAAUCCUGUCUGCACGGUUUGCAGAAGAAGUUACCACCAAGUGGCUUUGUCUCUUUGAAGGGAGCGGGAUUCCAUAUGGUCCAAUCAACAGUAUGAAGGAUGUAUUCUCUGAAGCCCAGGUGUUGCACAAUGGCCUCAUUAUGGAGAUGAACCAUCCGACUGUGGGGAAGAUUGCAGUCCCAGGUCCAGCUGUGAGAUACAGCAAAUUCAAGAUGUCAGAGGCAAAGCCACCUCCCCUGUUGGGACAGCACACGAAAAACAUCCUGAAAGAGGUUCUCAGAUAUGAUGACAGGGCUAUAGACGAGCUACUCAGCUCUGGUGUGAUAGAACAACAUGAAACUAAAUGACAGAGGAGACUACAUAAGAAAACUGGCCCUGGCUGGCCCAGAAUAUGGUCUGCGCAUGCCUCUCCCUAGUCUUGAUCCCACUGAAUGGCAGAGUGAGAACUGCAGAUUUCCUGCCUGGUAUCUCUGGGGUAACUUUAGAAUUAAAGUCUAGUGCCAAAGUUAAAACUUACUACUUUGACUUUUCCCCCAGAAAAUAAUGUUGGUCUGUGGACUUCGAUUAAUUCUAUUGUUUCCAUCCAGAAGAACUAAUGACCAUUUGGUGAUGGAAUACUGUUCUGAUUUGACUCCUCCACAAUGUACACAUGUAUGGGAAAAUCACAUUAUAAACUAUAGUUUUGAUUUGUCAAUUGAAAAUAAAACAAAACAUAAAAAUA
Messenger RNA from Phodopus roborovskii (desert hamster), 1133 nucleotides. RefSeq names its product succinate--hydroxymethylglutarate CoA-transferase-like. Gene Ontology annotation, molecular function: catalytic activity. The coding region runs from base 1 to 759 and encodes 252 amino acids. NCBI's taxonomy places the organism in Eukaryota, Metazoa, Chordata, Mammalia, Rodentia, Cricetidae. The record is from RefSeq and is a predicted model, not a curated record. The transcript has 8 exons.